AUGGCAAAUAUAAUAGUUCAUUCUAAUUUUUUAUUUUUAGUUUUAGAUUCCAGUAGCGGAUUUAAACCAGGUUUUUUAUAUGGAAAUAAUUAUUGGUUAGGCAGUCGUAGCCAGUGUCUCGAUAUAAGUAGAAGUCUUUCAAUGUCAUCGAGAAUAAUAUUGAAUAACAUGCAGUAUCGUGAUCUACAGAAAGAAUUUCCGCCUUUUGAUAUAAAUUACUUUGUUGCUCAUUUUAGAUACAAUAGUACUCUUCAAUAUCAUAUACGUAUGUUUACAGAGGAUGUGAUAACACUAGGAUUCUGUCUGCCAGCAUCGUGUUCAACAAGCAAUUUAAGUUUUAUAUUGGAAAGAAUAUUGCAAGACAAAAUUAUCUUAAGAUAUGAUCUUCAUUUCACGGACAUCCAUUUGAUUCGAGUUAAAAAUCUGAAAGAUGAUGACAAGUUAUCCGGUGGUGCAUUUCUUUAUAUUUGUAUAGGCUUAGGCCUCUGUUUCAUGACAACAACCGGCACGAUAUAUGAUAUAUUCAUCCAGAAAAAUUUAAAGAAAAAUAACAUGAACAACAUUAACAACGUAACUACUAUGUCUUAUUCUUUUCUAAUCGAAAUUUUAUUAAGGUUUACACCAGUAUACAUGAUGGUGUUAGGACUAUGGUACUUAAGUUCAAAGUCGUUUGACAAGAUAUCGCAAGUUUACAUACACGAAAGAGCGCACGAAACGUGCUCAAAGUACUGGUGGAGGAAUCUUUUGUAUAUACAUAAUUUAUUUGGUUUUAAUGCAAUGUGCAUGAAUUGGAGUUGGUAUUUAUCUGUUGAUAUGCAAUGUUAUACAAUCAAUCUGAUGGUAUUAAUUUUAUCAACUAUAUACUUUAAUGGCGCUGUUACGAUCUUGGGUGCAUUGUUGAUAAGUUCUAUUAUUCUCACCGGUUAUAUUUCAUAUGCUUAUGAAUAUGUUCCAGCACUUAAUGAAUUAUAUCGACACGCGGAUAUCUUAUACAUACCACCAUGGAUGAGAAUAAAUUCAUAUAUUAUUGGUGUAAUCACUGGAUAUAUUUUAAUAAAAUUAAAUAAUAAUUUGCUCUGGAAAAAGAAAGUUAUAAUUCUGUGUUGGUGCGCCUUUUGUCUUGCCAGCGCAUGUAACGUUUUUAUUUUAUUUCUGAUCUACGAGCAAUACAUAUCCGUUUCAAUUAUUGCUGUAUAUCUUGCUCUACAAAAAAUGCUUUAUGCCAUGGGUGUAGCUUGGAUUGUAAUAGCGUGUUCUACUAAACACGGAGCAUGUAACAUGCGGAAGUCCUUCAGCCUCCACUGGGCCGAGUUGUUCUGGGAAGACUAUCUAUAUCUGAGCGAUCUCCGGUGUGUUACCAGCUUAGGAAAUUUGAGAGUGUUUCAACAACUUGAUGAUUAUUCAAAAAUUUGCAGCAAAUGGUACGUAGUUCUGACACCCGUCGUGAAACUCAGAUAUACUCGUCUAUUUAGGCACCAUCUAAUCCAUGUAAACGCCGUGCAUCAAAACCGUUGCGCUAUAUGUCACGAAAUAAUGGUAAUGGUUGGAAUGGCCAAAUCUUGUCAAGAUUGUCUAGAACGAUUCGACCACGCCGACAGAACACUCCUAAAUGCCGGCCACGGCAUACCUGUAGCCAUUUCCCCAAGGGAAACUUAAGAUUACGCAAGCGUAGUGUUACGUAUAAUACUAAGGGAAAAUAAGAUUGCAAAAAAAAAAAAA
Solenopsis invicta (red fire ant) is the source of this 1719-nucleotide messenger RNA. RefSeq lists its product as uncharacterized. The record is from RefSeq and is a predicted model, not a curated record. Bases 1 to 1656 code for a protein of 551 amino acids. NCBI's taxonomy places the organism in Eukaryota, Metazoa, Arthropoda, Insecta, Hymenoptera, Formicidae. The transcript is spliced from 10 exons.